AUGCUCGUCGCCGGGCGCGCCGUCCAGGGCGCGGGAUCGGGUGGCAUCAUCAUGGUCUCGAGCAUCAUCCUCAGCGACCUGGUGCCGCUUCGCCAGCGCGGCAACUAUUCGGCUAUGCUGAUGUCAGUCUUUGGCAUUGGUUCUGCCCUGGGACCCUUCAUCGGUGGCGCUAUUGUCUCUUCGACGAAUUGGAGAUGGGUAUUUUACCUAAAUCUUCCCAUCGGGGUAGCCGCUGUCGCCGUCCUGUUUAUAUUUCUCCGAGUCAACUUUGACAAGGAGAUGUCAUUCCUGCAGAAGCUGAAGCGGAUCGACUUCGUUGGAAACGGCAUGCUAGUGGCGAGUACUGUUUCCAUCCUCUACGCCUUGAGUUAUGCUGGCACGAGAUACCUCUGGGGCUCGUGGCAUACACUGGUGCCGCUCCUGCUGGGCUUCUUUGGCCUGUUCGUCUUCGCGUUGGUACAAGCCGCUGGUCUCUCAUCCGAGCCCCUUAUGCCACCUCGUUUCUUCCAGACUCGCACUUCUGUCAUCUUGGCCAUUUCCACCUUCCUGUCUUCAGCCUUGCUCUACUGGUGCAUAUUCUUCCUACCAGUCUUUUUCCAGAGUGUGAAACUCUACUCCCCGAGGCGAGCAGGCGUGGCCCUGCUACCCAUCUCCCUCCUCGGCAUCCCCGGCUCCAUGGUCGGCGCUUUUGCCCUCACCCGCUGGGGCCGCUACAAGCCCAUCCACAUCGCAGCCUUCGCGAUCCAGACACUUGGCCUGGGCCUGUUCACACUCCAGCGUGAGACUACAACAGCAGCAGAAUGGGCUAUAUUUCAGUGUAUAGCUGCCUUCGGCGCCGGUAUGAUCUUUACAACCAUGCUGCCCGCCUUUCAGGCCUUUGUGCGAGAGCGUGACAUUGCUGCCUGUACGGCGGCCUGGUAUUUCAUCCGCCUUUUUGGUCACAUCUGGGGGGUUACGAUACCUGCCGUGAUCUUCAACAACCGGAUUGACGAGCUGCUGACCGGCGGCGCAAUCUCCGAUCCCGACGUAGCAGGCAUCAUAUCGGCAGGCGGCGCGUAUCAAGCCGCAUCUGCUGCCUUUGUGGAGCGGUUCCCACCGGCGGUGCAGGUUGAGAUUCGCGCCGUUUACAGGCAGGCCUUGCAGCGCGUCUUUCAAAUUGCCAUUGUUUUUAGUGGCCUGGCAUUCUUGUUGUCGCUCUUUGAGGAAGAGGUUGAGUUACGCAAAACCCUUGAGACCGACUUUGGUCUGGAGAAGGAAAAGGAGGAGCACGUCGGGAGCCAUGCUGGCAAGUGA
Messenger RNA from Diaporthe batatas, 1293 nucleotides. RefSeq lists its product as uncharacterized. Lineage: Eukaryota; Fungi; Ascomycota; Sordariomycetes; Diaporthales; Diaporthaceae. Gene Ontology annotation, molecular function: transmembrane transporter activity. Gene Ontology annotation, biological process: transmembrane transport. The transcript has a single exon. The coding region runs from base 1 to 1293 and encodes 430 amino acids. The record is from RefSeq and is a predicted model, not a curated record.